AUGUCCGCACGCAUCCACACACACACUUCGAACCGAGCAAAGCCGCCACCAAGGGCUCCGCCAGAGAACAAGGUCGUUUUCAAAAGCGUCCUAGAGAGCCCUUAUCGCAUACACUGGCCAUCUGUGCCUCUUAAUCUACAGAAUACUAUCCUUGCGCGCUUGCUUUCAGUGCUAGAGGGUGUCUCUGAAUACAAUUCUGCCAGGGACAAGGCCCAUAGGGAUGGAAAGCGUGUGCGCCGAGACUCGAGCGCCUCACGGACGAAGAAAAAACUCAAGGCCCAUGACGGGAUAGCUGUACAAAACGAUGGUAUCUCCGACUUGGUCGUAGAUAAUCCAUCCGCGGAUACCGUAGCCAUCCAUCCAAAGCCCCCAAUCCUGGAGCAUGUUAUAGUUGGCAUCAACGAGGUUACACGGAGACUAGAAUCACAAAUACGAGGUCUACGAACAGCUGUCAAGGUUUCAUCGGAGGGAGCACACAGUCUUUCGGAUUCUAGGCGAGAGAUCAAGGUUGUUUUUGUUUGUCGGGACGACAUCGAUCCCCCCCUUCUCAUCAGCCACAUUCCUCACCUUAUCGGCACAUAUAACUCUGCGAGGCCUUCUGAACCUAUCAAAACGGUCUCACUGCCAAAGGACUCUGAGGGCACACUUGCAAAUGCAAUGGGCUUGCGAAAGGCGGCAGUCCUCGCAUUUGACGUCGAUUGCCCUGCGAUUGACGAGUUCCAAUCUUUACUGCAAUCGAUCUCUGCAAUUGCCGCGCCUUGGCUAACCACAGGAGAACAGUUAGUUCCUACACACAUCAAGCAGCUACGAACAACCGCCCCCGUUGACAUGAAGGCCAGCAAAGAACAGAGAAUAGCGGGUCGCAAGGCAGCAAAGCAGGCCAAGAAGGGCAAAAGUGAGGCAGCAGUGACGAUCUGA
Messenger RNA from Pleurotus ostreatus (oyster mushroom), 918 nucleotides. RefSeq lists its product as uncharacterized. The coding region runs from base 1 to 918 and encodes 305 amino acids. The record is from RefSeq and is a predicted model, not a curated record. Gene Ontology annotation, biological process: rRNA processing; nuclear-transcribed mRNA catabolic process, RNase MRP-dependent; intronic box C/D snoRNA processing. The transcript has 3 exons. Gene Ontology annotation, molecular function: ribonuclease MRP activity. Gene Ontology annotation, cellular component: nucleolar ribonuclease P complex; ribonuclease MRP complex; cytosol. Lineage: Eukaryota; Fungi; Basidiomycota; Agaricomycetes; Agaricales; Pleurotaceae.